Messenger RNA from Saccoglossus kowalevskii, 918 nucleotides. RefSeq names its product cytosolic 5'-nucleotidase 1A-like. NCBI's taxonomy places the organism in Eukaryota, Metazoa, Hemichordata, Enteropneusta, Harrimaniidae. The record is from RefSeq and is a predicted model, not a curated record.
AUGUCAUCAUAUCAUUUUGUCCACGCCAAAAUUAACAACAUCGUGAUUGCAGUUUCUUCGAGGGCUCUGUUUGACUUGUCAGUUGAACAUGAAGUCUACAACACUGGCGGCAUUGAUGCUUUCGUGACUUACCAGUCCGAACACGUGUCUGAGCCGUGUAAACCUGGUCUGAAGUUCGCGAGGGCGUCAAUGACAGAAGGAAACAGCCCUGUUGAUUACCUGCGAGCAUGGAACACUGCCUUAUAUUUGGGUGCAGACGAGAACCACGUGAAAGUAGCCCUUGAGAACGGGAUAGCAGCAGCAGUUGUCAAGAAUCAGAAAAUAACGCCACCAACCGAACAAUUACGAAUUGUAUUCGACGGCGAUGCAGUGUUAUUUUCGGACGAUUCUGAACGAAUUUUUCAAGCAGAAGGAGCUGCGAAUUCGAAGAAUAUGAAACUGAACAUGAGAAUGAACCCAUUGGGGAGGGCCCCUUGCAACUUUGCAACGAUUCUUGGUAAAGUGCAGAAUGUGCUGGUUUCUACUUUGUCCAUUGACAACCCAAUUCGUACGUAUUUGAUCACGGCUCGUGGAAUGAAUAGUGCGGGUGGUGGCGACGAUAGUGGUACCUCGGGUGGUGGCGAUGACAGUGGCAAAACAGGUGAUGGCGACGAUAGUGGUACGUCGGGUGGUGGAGAUGACAGUGGCAAAACAGGUGAUGGCGACGAUAGUGGUACCUCGGGUGGUGGAGAUGAUAGUGGCAAAACAGGUGGUGGUGGUGGUGGUGGUGGUGAUGAUGGCGACGGUAGUGGCAAAACAGGUGGUGGGGAUGAUAGUGGUACCUCGGGUGGUGGAGAUGAUAGUGGCAAAACGGGUGGUGGAGAUGAUGGUGUGGGCGAGUAUAGGGAUAGUUGGUACAAGAUGAUGCUUACAGUAUGA